AUGAAUAACAUGGAUAAAGAAACAUGGGGCAGAUUCGACAUCAAGUUUAUCAAAAAUGAUAAAAUUUCAUUCUUACAAUCGCGAAAGCUAGACACAAUAUCAAACCAAAUAUGUAACGAUAUGGGCAUUAAUUUACCAAAGAAUUUUUACUUAAUUCCUACAUUAUCUACUGAAUUUGAUAUUGAAACAGCAAAAAAUGAAACAAACUUUAUGAUUCUUUUUACAACCAUACUUAAAAAGUCCAACAUUGAUCCUUUAUUGAUAUAUAAGUAUCCAGAAAAUCCAAACACUCAUUCUCGUGAAGUUUAUCAACAAAGCGUCGAUUUACAUCGUCUAGUUGAAAUAGAACACAAUUUCACACCAGAAACUGAGAGAGAAAUAGAGACACUUUUACAACAAUAUUUAGACGUUUCAGGAAUCAAAUUUACACAAAACUCAAUCUUUCCAAAGAUCAGUCUUAACAAAGAUGAAUUAUUUUCACCUGCAUUUUCAAUGAUUAAAUUUAUUUCUUAUUUUAGAUCGUAUUUAAAUGCAUUAUCCAAGAUUAUUCCUUUACUUUCAACAUUUGAAAUAGAUCAAAAUAACUUUCCUCAUCUAGUCGAAUGCUUUUCUUUAGAGUUUAUCCCAUCUUUCGUUAAAAAUCAUAAUACAUCAGAAAGAAUUGGCGAUGCUAUACUAGAAGUUGUAAUUACUAAUUCAAUAAUAAGUUCUUUAGUAGGAAAGAAGAACUAUUUCGUCAAUAAACAGAUCAGAAUCGCAGUAUCAAAUAAAUUGUUCGGAGUUAUAGGCGAACACUUCAAUUUUCCAAGUUGCUUCAUUGGCCCAUUCGAUGUCGAGAAACUUCCAGGCGAUUGCUUUGAAAGUAUCGCUGGAAAACUUUACAAACUUUAUGGUUACGAUAAAGUUGUCACUUUUUGGCAAAAAUCUUUAUUUGCCAUUCCUAUUGAUGUUGCACAGAAGAUGGAUAUAGUCAAAGCAAUUGAAGUUAUGAAGAUUUCAAUGCAAUCCAGUUCCAUGGACUUAACACCUGAUCCAAAUUUAGAUAUCAAAAUUAAAAAUUUGAUUGGAAAUAAUUUGGUCCCUCCUCCUGUUAUAAAAGACGAAAUGCUUACGAAAUGCAAGCUAAUCGGUGCUGCACUUAUAAAACUCGGCAUUGUUGAGCAAGUUAUUGCUAGAAUUCAUGAAACAGAAGAAUGCAUAUUAAUUCAAUCGAUUGGAAGCAAAUCUUCAAUCGAUUCUGUUGCAAAGAAGCUUGGAUUGAAAGAUUCCAAGCAUUUGAGAAUUAUUUGUGGUGGAAUUAUGCUUCAAAAUGAUUUCGAAAAGACAAGAGAAUUUAUCGAAGUCAAAAUAAUUCCACAUUUCAAUAUUGUAAGUGAAAUGAGAUCAGGGAGAAUUCAUUCACAAGAUAUUGUUAGAAAAUAG
This is a messenger RNA of Trichomonas vaginalis G3, 1422 nucleotides long. RefSeq names its product RNase III domain-like family. The record is from RefSeq and is a predicted model, not a curated record. The coding region runs from base 1 to 1422 and encodes 473 amino acids. Gene Ontology annotation, biological process: RNA processing. Gene Ontology annotation, molecular function: ribonuclease III activity. NCBI's taxonomy places the organism in Eukaryota, Parabasalia, Trichomonadida, Trichomonadidae. The transcript has a single exon.